Molecule: messenger RNA, 2173 nt
Organism: Triticum aestivum (bread wheat)
Lineage: Eukaryota; Viridiplantae; Streptophyta; Magnoliopsida; Poales; Poaceae
Exons: 3
Coding region: 287-2173 (628 amino acids)
Source: RefSeq, a predicted model, not a curated record
GGGAGGCGGAGGGCGGCCAUGGUGGGGAGGCCGGCUGUGCGGUGGUCUCAGCCUUGCGUGGUAAAGGCGCAGCACCGCAGCAAGGCCAAGUAUCACCGAAGGAUGCGGCUACAUCGGCUUCUCUAGAUGGGUGAGUGAUCUCUUCUUUAAAUUUGACAGAUUACUUAGAGAUGGCCUUGAAGAUUAAUUAGAGAUGGAUCCCAAAUGCAACAUAUUUGCUGCACCUCUCUUCUAGAUUUGUCGAAAUGCAACAGAUUACUUAGGAGUUUCAUUUGGUUUUUACAAGAUGGAUCAAAAUUCAACUUAUGUGCUGAAAAUUAGUUUGCUUGGCAACCCAAAAAAGGCUAGAAAGGAUAUCAAAUGCUUAUGUUUUGAUAAGGUUAUUGAUUCCGACUUAACAAAUUAUAAGGACUUGGUUGAAUCAAUCGUAGAGCAGUACUCGCCUCGUUAUUUGGAAGUUGCACAUGUUCCGUACUAUGAUGAUUUUCUUAAAAUCUACCCUGAAGUAACUUCUGACCAAGAAUUGAUGUUGAUGUUUGAGAAACACUCUAAGACAAAGGUUGUGCACAUGUUUGUUGCAUAUUGUGAUCCAUCGGAACCAUAUGAGCCUAUAACGGAGUGGCAUAGUGAUGCACAUAGCCAACCUAACAACAUAGAACAAGAUGAUGAUGAUUAUCUUCGCAACCCAGUACCUGAGAAGGAGCAUGUUGGUGUUGAUGAGGAAAAUAUUUAUUUAGAGGAUGAACCUGUACCUCUUAUCAUGGUUCCUUGUUCCAAUAAAGAAAAGGACAAAGACUAUGUUCCUGAUCAUGAGAGCGAGGCUGAGAGCGAGGUUGAGAGCAAGGAUGGGAGCGAGGAUGAGAGCAUGUCAGAGGUUGAAGUAGAGGAAGAUGAGGAAUAUCACGAGGCAGAUCAUGCACCACACAUUGAAUAUAAUAAAUUAGAUCCUCCAAUGAACGAAGGAAGAAAAUAUCCCAAUAUGGCAGAGUUUAAAUUGGCGCUUUCUCAACAUGCAAUCAAACAUGAAUUUGAGUUCGACACCGAAAAGAGUGCACCACAUAGGUUCAGAGCUUAUUGUUCAAGAAGGGAUGAAGAUAAGUGUCCAUGGAGGAUAUAUGCUUCUACAAUGGAAGAUGAGUGCACAGUAAUGGUGAGAAAGAACCCUUGUGGUCAUGAUUGCUCUAGUACAAAAAGAAAAAAGAAGUUGAAGAAUGCAAACAAGCGGUGGAUAUGUGAGCACGUGAAGGACUGGCUAAUUGAGGAUGCAACUCUAGGACCAAAGGCAUUGCUAAAGAAGCUGAAAGAGCAUCAUGGAAUCGACAUCAACUCUAAGAGAGUCUAUAUGGGUAAGUUGCUAGCCUUGAAGGAACUAUAUGGUGAUUGGGAUACAAGCUUUGAUAAUCUGUAUAGUUUCAAGGCGCAAAUUGAAAGUUGCUGCCCCGGUAGCAUAGUGAUCAUUGAUCAUCACACAAUAAAAGAUAAAAUCAGAUUUAAAAGAAUUUUCGUUGCUUUGAAGCCUUGCAUCGAUGGGUUCCUUAAUGGCUGCAGGCCAUACUUGGCAGUAGAUAGCACCUUCUUGACAGGCAGGUUCAAGGGGCAGCUGGCUAGUGCUACCGCCGUUGAUGGCCAUAGUUGGAUGUAUCCAGUUUGUAUGGGUGUUUUCCAUUCUGAAACUAAUGAGAAUUUGAUCUGGUUCAUGCAAAUGGUUAGACAAGCCAUAGGAUCCCCAAGGGGUUUAACCAUAUGCACCGACGCUGGGCAACCAGUGAUGACAGGUGUAAAAGAAGUCUUCCCAGAGGCUAAACAUAGGGAAUGCAUGUUUCACUUGGUGUCCAACUUCAAGAAGAAGUUUCAUGGAAAGGUGUUUGAUGACCACCUUUGGGCUGCUGCUUACUCAUGGAACCCAUAUAUAUUUGAAAAAAAUUGGGCUGCAAUGGACCUAGCAAAGCCAACGGCAACUGCAUAUCUUAGGAGGUGGCACACUAGGUUGUGGUCUAGGAGUCAGUUCUCAACAAUUUCCAAGGUGGAUUAUGUUACAAACAACUUGGCUGAGUGCUUCAAUAAUUGGAUUAAGCAUCACAAGUCCUUGAACUUGGACGACUUCUUUGAUAAGAGGAUCACCAAAGAAGAGGGCAAAGACCACCAAAGCAUCAAUUGUGCCUUGCGAGGAUGA